Messenger RNA from Cylindrotheca closterium, 1440 nucleotides. NCBI's taxonomy places the organism in Eukaryota, Bacillariophyta, Bacillariophyceae, Bacillariales, Bacillariaceae. The record is from the annotation of a GenBank genome assembly.
AUGGUUUCAGAGGAGAAUGCCAAUGACGACGAAAGUACUGCUGAAGAAGCCAACCCAUCAGCUACAAUCAGAAACGAGACUGUCCAAGUGGAUGAAGAGAUUUCGGAUAAUGACCAGCGAGAACAACAGCAAUCUUCGCAUGUGGACGUGAAUCCUGAAACGACCUUUCUUUCUGUCAGUGCCUUUCAGAAUCAUGCAUUGCUCAAAACCAUCCAUCUUCCUCAGGAAUUGAAAUUGAUCUUCGAAAAUGCCUUCUUGGGUUGUUCCGGUCUUCAAUCUAUCAAGAUCCCCUCAAAUGUUUAUAGCAUAGGCGAUCGUGCCUUUUACAAAUCUGGACUGUUUCAGAUUGAUCUCAGGGAAGGCUUGCAUACCUUGGGAAAUCUUGUAUUUGCGUGCACUCCCUUACGACUGGCUCGAAUUCCAGCAUCAGUAAAGGAAAUGGGUGAGGGCACUUUUUAUCGUUGCUUUCGCAUGAUCUCUGUUGAGAUGCCAGGACGAAGUUUCCUUCCGAGCCAAACCUUUAUGCAUUGCUAUUCCCUGCGGAAUAUUGCCUUGAGGGAGGACAGUAGUGCUGGAUAUCGUAGUCUGGCGCGAUGUACGUAUUUGAGCACGCAUCUACCCAACGAAAAUGAUCGGUUGCAAGCGCUGCAACAUCGAUUCGAUGGGUUGCCAGUCCAUGGACUUUGUUACUAUCACACCUACUAUGGCAGUGCAUCCAAUACGGAACGAAUCGUUUCCAAGCUAGAGGAAAUCAUUGCGUCGCCGUCUGAAAACCAACAGCAAUCACAGCAGGAUUGUUUGGGCAUGACUCCCUUGCAUAUUCUGGCACUUUCGUCUAGACAAAUCCUUCCACUUUAUAAAGUGCUACUGAAGCACUGUCCCGAUGACGUAAUCACCAAGGACAAGUGGGGUGACCUACCCCUGCAUUUUGCUUGCAAGAUUGACGCACCCUUGGAAGUUAUCCAGCUUCUUUUGGAGGAGUCCUACAAAACAAUGGAGGAACCCAUGGAUUUGGGAGUUGAGGGGAUUCUGAAGGAUUCCAACAAUCAGUUUUCUGGGCAGACUGCGCGGUUACUCCUACAAUAUCACACCAAAGAACGGCAAGAGUCGCUUGGACUAGAAUCAUGGCGACACGAUGUAGCGCUUGGGAUGGACCAGGUUGCACUCGAAGAUCGCUGGUCGGCACGGGAUGAUCGCAUCACCGAAGUCCUCCGGAAACUGACGACAUUUGAAACCAAAGAAUCCACGGCCCUGCUGGAGCUUGUCUUCUGGAAAGCGAGAAUGGAAGGUGACGGUUAUUGGGUCGGGGACAAUCGAUCCGAUCCCUCUAUUCGACAAAAGUAUCGCGUUCACUGCGGCAUCGGAAUCGCAGUGCCAAAUAUCCUUCCCUUUCUUCACGAAGACGAGGAUGAAGCAUCUUUGCAAGAUGAAACGAUGUGA